This is a messenger RNA of Vigna unguiculata (cowpea), 2887 nucleotides long. RefSeq names its product SMAD/FHA domain-containing protein. Gene Ontology annotation, molecular function: protein binding. NCBI's taxonomy places the organism in Eukaryota, Viridiplantae, Streptophyta, Magnoliopsida, Fabales, Fabaceae. The record is from RefSeq and is a predicted model, not a curated record.
UCAAAAGGAAACCCUCACCGAUCUCUUCGCUACACUUCACACUCUUUACACUUCCAGUGGUGAAGAGGACAAAGAAAUUCAAUUCUGGAAGUAGCAGUGAACUAGGGUUUCGACGCGGCCAUGGAAGAGGAGAAGGUGGAAACCCCGUCGCCAGCGCCGAGAGGCAACAAUGGCAGUGAUCAAUGUUCGGCGAGUGUAAGCCCUAGAGCGCGCAUUGUCUCCGUUGCCUCCAACAUUGCCUCGCAGCCUCUUCACAACUCUGAUCCUCGCGUUUGGGGCGUUCUCACUGCCAUCUCCAACUAUGCCCGCAAAAGGCACCAGGGAAUUAACAUUAUAUUAAGUGCUGAUGAACACUGCUUUGGGCGAUUGGUAGAGGAUGUGCGUUUCCAGAUUGAUUCCAAUUCUGUUAGUGCAAAUCAUUGCCGAAUAUACAGGAUGAAGGUUACUAAUGAAAAUAUGGAGAAUGCCACAUCGGUACUCUUGAAAGAUACAAGCACAAAUGGAACUUACCUAAACUGGGAGAAAUUGAAAAAGAAUGGUGCUGCGGUGAAAGUCUGCCAUGGUGAUGUUAUAUCAUUUGCCGCUCCUCCGCAGCAUGAUCUGGCAUUUGCUUUUGUAUAUCGAGAUGUGCUUGUGUCUAGCCCCAUGCCAGAUAAUGCAGUUGUUAAACGAAAAGCAGAGGAUUUUAUUUCUGAAAACAAGAGAUUGAAAGGUUUAGGCAUCGGUGCUCCAGAGGGUCCGAUAUCUCUAGAUGAUUUUCGAAGCCUUCAAAGAUCAAACACGGAAUUGAGAAAGCAAUUGGAGAAUCAGGUGGUUACAAUUGAUACUUUGCGUAGUGACAACCGUGCUGCUGUUGAACGUCAUGAAAGCGAAUUAAAAUCGGUCAAAGAAUCAGUUGCAAAAUGUUACCUUGACCAAUUAAAAGAAUUACAGCAAACAGUGGAUCUCAAACAGAAGGAAUUGGGGGAUCUCAGCAAAGCAUCUGCUGAACAAAGACAUGCCCUGGAAGACCUUAAUGAAAGGCUUAGUGCUUCUACACAGUCGUGUGCUGAAGCAAAUUCAAUAAUAUGUAGUCAAAAGGUAAACAUAGCUGAACUGAAAGAACAAUUAGAUGAUGAGCGGACUCAACGCAAAGAAGAGCGAGAAAAGGCUGCAGCUGAUCUAAAAGCUGCUGUUCAUAAAGCCCAGUCUGAGGCCGAAGAUGAAUUAAAACGACUCUCUGAUGCUGCCUUAAGAAGAGAAAGAGAGCUACAGGAAGCAAUAAAUAAGCUUCAGGAGUCAGAGAGAGAAAUGUCUUCGCUGGCUGAAACAUUGAGGUCCAAGCUGGAGGAUACCAGGCAAAAGUUGGUUGUAUCUGAUAAUAAAGUUCGCCAAUUGGAAACCCAAGUACAUGAAGAGAAACUAGCCACUGAAAAUGAAGUGAAGAAAGUAGAACUUGAACAACAGGAAACAAGAAGAUUAAGGAAAGAGCUUGAGAGCGAAAAGCAGGCAGCUCGAGAAGAGGCUUGGGCUAAAGUUUCUGUUCUUGAGCUGGAGAUAAAUGCUGCAAUGAGAGAUCUUGAUUUUGAAAGGCGGAGGUUAAAAGGUGCUAGGGAAAGACUAAUGCUUCGGGAAACACAGCUUCGAGCAUUUUAUUCCACUACUGAAGAGAUACAAAUUCUGUUUGCUAAGCAACAGGAACAAUUGAAAUCUAUGCAGAGAACUCUAGAAGAUGAAGAAAAUUAUGACAAUACUUCUGUAGAAAUGGAUGGAGUCAUUGGUGGAAUCUUGGGCAGAGAAAAAGAAGAUGAUGGAUACCAUAGUCACAAUGAUGCCAAGGCAGGGUCAUCUACUCCUGCACAAAAGGUCAACAUAGAUCAGGUUGAAACAUCAAGCAAUGAGGCAAGUGUCACUGAGAAGCAUGACUGUGAUAUAAGAAGUGAAGAAUGUCAAAAUACACAAGAGGCAGAAUUCACCAGCGCUGACUAUGGUUAUAAAAUUGAUGGUAUUGGCACAGGCAAUGUAUUGGAGAAAGAUGCUGCUGUAGGCACUGAAAAAGUUCUUGAAACUGAAAGUCCUAUAAACCAGGGUGAACAAAAUAUUGAUUUGAACAAGUGUUUAGGUGGGGACACAAUGCAAAUUGAUGAUGAUGAUAACAAUGUGCAAGAAACUGAGGAGCUUGCCCCUAUACCUUCUCGUGAAGGUUUGCAUCACCAUCAAUCAAAUAAUCCUUUAGACACUCAGAAGACCAUUGAGGAUACAGAAGUUGAAGGCACAAUCACAACAGCAGACCUUUUAACUUCUGAAGUCGCUGGUAGUUGGGCUUGCAGUACAGUCCCUUCCAUGCAUGAAGAAAAUGAAUCUCUAAGAAGCAGAGAUACUAAUGAAGGUUCAGGAGCAUUGCAUGAUUCAAAUGUCGUGGUGGCUGAGAGUCAGAAUACACUUUCUGAUGCUGCAGUUGCCAGACAAAAUGCACGACGAGAACUAAGUGAGAUGAUUGGCAUUGUUGCUCCUGAUUUGAGGGAGCAAUUUGGAGGUUCUGCAUACGAUUGUGACCAAGAGAGGAAGGACGGAGGCUGUUCAUCUGACUCGGAUACUGAGAGUUGUAGCAACACUAGCAUGGAUAACGUAGCGGAUGCAAAGGGUGGAUCGAUAUCUGAUGAUGAAACUCAGGUUAGUUACCAUGAUGAGGAGGAUCAAAAGCAGGGUGAUACCAUGGAUGAAGAUGAUGAAGCCACCCAAGAAGAUUGAUUUUCCUGCAUUGUUGGAGAUCGUACAUAGUUAUUCUGGUAUGUAAGUUGUAUAGAUACCCAAGGAAUCUCCUGUAUUUUUGCAAUUUCCCUAGCUCCCCACCUUUGUAAUUAUAUUAAGGCGUUUUUUUGCAUUUAAUUAAUGAAAAAUUAUUAAA